AUGUCAAUUCUGUGUGGCAUCCCGCUUCUCGAGUGUGUAUACUGCUUAGCGUGUGCACGGUGGGCAUGGAAAAGGUGUCUAUACACUGCAGGUCAUGACAGCGAGACAUGGGACCUUGCCACGGCUGAAGAGUUUGAACCUGUCCCAAGGCUCUGCCGAUACAUACUGGCUGUUUACGAGGAUGAUCUAAGACACCCUCUUUGGGAGCCUCCUCAAGGGUAUGGAAUAAAUCCAGACUGGUUAAUUAUGAAAAAAAAUUACGAGGAUACACACGGACAAGCACCCCCAUACUUGUUGUAUCUUGAUCAUGAUCAUGCCGAUAUAGUUCUUGCUAUUAGAGGGCUUAAUAUGGCCAAGGAAAGUGAUUAUGCCCUUUUGCUUGAUAAUAAGAAAAGGAAAUUUGAUGAGGGGUAUGUUCACAAUGGGCUGUUGAAAGCAGCUGCGUGCGUGUUCAACGCUGAGUAUGACAUUCUGAAGGAACUCUUGGAAAAAUAUCCGAAUUAUACAUUGACUUUUACAGGACAUUCCUUAGGAUCAGGCGUGGCUGCAAUAUUGACUAUGCUGGUGGUGCAAAAUCGUCACAUGUUGGGGAAUAUUGACCAAAAGAGAAUAAGGUGUUUUGCUAUUGCACCUGCCAGGUGUAUGUCGCUUAAUUUGGCUGUGAAAUAUGCUGAUGUCAUCAAUUCUGUUGUGCUUCAGGAUGAUUUCUUGCCCCGAACGGCGACCCCCUUGGAGGACAUCUUCAAGUCACUUUUCUGUUUGCCAUGCUUGCUGUGCCUAAGGUGCAUGAUGGAUACUUGCAUACCAGAGACGAAGAAGCUCAAUGAUCCAAGAAGGUUAUAUUCCCCUGGUCGCCUUUAUCACAUUGUUGAGCGCAAACCUUUCAGAUGCGGAAGAUUCCCUCCAGUUGUGAGGACAGCGGUUCCGGUGGAUGGAAGAUUUGAGCAUAUAGUUCUCUCUUGUAAUGCCACUUCUGACCAUGCCAUCAUUUGGAUAGAGAGAGAAGCCGAAAGGGCUCUUGAACUGAUGCGGGAGAAAGAUGAUAGUCUACAGGUUCCACCAGAACAGAGGAUGGAACGACUGGAAUCGUUAGCCAGAGAUCACGGUGAACAGCACAAUGCUGCUUUACGGAGGGCUGUUUCAUUGGCCAUUCCUCACGCCUUUUCACCUACUCAAUACGGAACAUUUGACCAAGACGCAGAGAAUUCUGGGAUAUCAUCUUGCGAUUCUUUGGCAGGAUCAUCCAUAAAACACAAGAACAAGGAGAGCUGGGAUGAACCGUUCCAAAUUUUUUUUGAGAAAGAUGAGUCUGGUCUCUCUUCUUCUGAAGACACCACUUAUUGUUGA
This is a messenger RNA of Fraxinus pennsylvanica, 1347 nucleotides long. The record is from the annotation of a GenBank genome assembly. Lineage: Eukaryota; Viridiplantae; Streptophyta; Magnoliopsida; Lamiales; Oleaceae.